AUGGAUACGUACAAGCAUUACAAUAUAUCGAUCGAUUGGUCGGUUUUCAAGAGCACUUUCCCGGACACAGGACUCGAAGAUGUUUCGUUGGGUGCUAUCGAGUCCAUGAAUAUAAGCGACGUACGAGAGUCGGAGUUGAUUACAGCGAAGCAGCAGACACUAAUGUGGAACGAGGAACAAUGCUUGGAUAUUGCUCCUGGUGAGGAUCGUACGCCUGAAAGCCACAUUUCCGAUAAGUUCGCCGAGGAGUUAUCAUUCCCCGGCAUAUACUUCGGCGUCGCCCGUCAAAUCAAUGCGAAUAACGGGGCGCGUUCCAGUGCCUACACUAUGUGCAUGUCGGAAACCCGAGGGAGGGACCGUCGCGGAGCGACGCCACAGCAUGUGCUCUACAUGGCCAUGAAAAUUCUCCGCCUUCGGGUCCGAGACAGUAUUCAAAGCAUGUAUCGCUGUUUGAGGACAACCGAAAGGAUAACACGGGAAAUGAUAGAGAAUAGAGAAUUUGUGGAACGAUUGAUUGAUACGAAUCAGGCUUUUCUAAAAACGAUGCCCAAUUCAGUACAGUAUUGGGCUGCCCGAAAGAAAGACUUGUUCGCAAUGAUCCGUCAACUUGGUAAACCGACGGCGUUCCUCACCAUUAGUGCGAAGGAAACACAUUGGCCGAAUCUGUUGCGUAUUCUUCACGGCCUUUCCGAAGGAUACAAUGAUAUCGAGAUACACGAGAUGGAGGAUGUUGUCGAAAAGCUCGACGAAGGUAAGCGAGCUCAUCUAGUGGCUGAAGAUCCGGCCACCUGCGCAAUUUAUUUCCACAAGUUGGUGAACGCAAUCCUGACGAUUAUCAGUGCCAAAAAGACAUAUAAGCCGUUCGGGGAAUAUCGUGUCAUCGAGUACUUCCUUCGUAUAGAGUUUCAGCAUCGUGGUAGUCCCCAUGCGCACAUCCUUCUUUGGUUAGAGAAUGAUCCGGCCGAGGAAAUCUCCGAUUCUAUGCCGAAUACGGUGAAUAUGAUUAGCGAUCUAUGCAGCGUAGAUAAGGCAAACAUGAGUGACCCAACAAUGAUAAAGAAUCAAACCCACGCGCACACAUUCACUCGCACGAAAAGAGAUUGUGAUCAUCAGCGUUAUCAGGAUUUGAUAAGAUUAAGUUUGAAACGGCCAACAUUGCUAUUCAAAAGAGACAUGACGCAGAUUUUUGUGAAUACAUUUAACCCAUGGAUUUCAUCGGUUUUGAACUCGAACAUGGAUCUCCAGAUAAUCCUCGAUCCAUACUCCUGUGCCGCCUACGUCGUCGAUUAUGUUAACAAGUCGAAUCGAGGUAAAAGUCACCUACACCGAGAGUUCACAUCGAUCCAUGAGGCGAACCCUGAAUAUGAUCAGACUCAGCUGAUGACCAAAGUUGGUCUGAAAGUUUUGAAUCGUGUAGAAAUGUCUGCGCAAGAGGCGGCUUUGUAUCUUUUGCGACAGCCUAUGAGCUGGGCAUCGCAAGCCACAGUCAUGAUUCGAGUCAAGAAUUCGAGGAGCAUGUUGUCGGUGGCGGCGUUUAAUAAAGAGCCCCGCCACAGCUUCCAUUCGAAAAACAUUUAUUUUUUUGCACUCGAAAUCACGUUGAAAAACGGAUCUUUGUGA
Messenger RNA from Galendromus occidentalis (western predatory mite), 1620 nucleotides. RefSeq lists its product as uncharacterized. Lineage: Eukaryota; Metazoa; Arthropoda; Arachnida; Mesostigmata; Phytoseiidae. The coding region runs from base 1 to 1620 and encodes 539 amino acids. The transcript is spliced from 2 exons. The record is from RefSeq and is a predicted model, not a curated record.